This is a messenger RNA of Erpetoichthys calabaricus (reedfish), 9567 nucleotides long. RefSeq names its product calcium channel, voltage-dependent, T type, alpha 1G subunit (gene cacna1g). The coding region runs from base 632 to 7951 and encodes 2439 amino acids. The transcript is spliced from 39 exons. Gene Ontology annotation, biological process: calcium ion import; sodium ion transmembrane transport; positive regulation of calcium ion-dependent exocytosis. Gene Ontology annotation, cellular component: plasma membrane; voltage-gated sodium channel complex; neuron projection. Gene Ontology annotation, molecular function: low voltage-gated calcium channel activity; voltage-gated sodium channel activity. NCBI's taxonomy places the organism in Eukaryota, Metazoa, Chordata, Cladistia, Polypteriformes, Polypteridae. The record is from RefSeq and is a predicted model, not a curated record.
UUCCUGAUCGGGGGCUUCAGGUUUCAGCCCGUGCUUCACGGGGAGUGAGAGAGGGCACUGUGCGGACUUUUUUUCUCUCUCUCCUAAAGCUGCAAGGCAAGGAGCAAUCACCAUGCAAGGAGCCAUCCCACUCAUCGGGCUAUAGACGCAUGAUGCUAAAAAGACUACUGCCUCUGGAUACCUCUCCCUGGAAAAGAGCUGAAGAUAUUCCGAUAAGGAAUAAAAUAACACUUUAUCGAUUUAUUUUGCGCAUAAAAAAGACUUAUUUAAGAAAACAAUACAGAGGCAACCAAAGUAAACGUUCCAUUGUUCUUUUGUAAAAAUUAACCAACUCAAGAAGUGGAAAUUACAAUAUUUUUUGCCUCGAAAGCACAUGGAUUUUCUUCAGAGAUGGAAUUAAAAGCGAGCCAACAGUGCGUUGUUUUUAACACAAUGGAGUAAAGGCGACGGAAUCAGGUCCGCUCCUUUCAGAAUCAAUGUCGAACAAAUCAUCUUUACUGUAGGAAAAAUUAAAACACAACAUCUACCCGGCAGUCUUCCUGGAAGUUGCUCUUUUUUUUGUAGCAAGAAAUUAAAAUGCAAUGACUGAAGACGACGUUCACAUCUCUCAAUUCACAUUAAGAGGGGUUGAAUGAUGGAUGAGGAUGAAGGGAAUCAACCUGAAGACCAGAGGGCUAAGGAAUCGGAGGGGAGAUCUUCCAUCCCCAGCACUUUUAUCCGUCUCAACGACUUGUCCGGUGGCGGCGGCGGCGGAGAAAGGAGCGACCAGGAUCCGGAGCCCGGCGCGGAGCAGAAGGAGCCAGCGGCGGCGGGGGAAGAGAGCUCAGGAGGCAGCACAGAAGCGCUCCCUUACCCGGCUUUGGCACCCGUCGUUUUCUUCUACCUAAAACAGACGACUCGACCUCGUAGUUGGUGUCUCAAGCUGGUCUGCAAUCCCUGGUUUGAAAGGGCCAGCAUGCUGGUUAUCCUGCUGAACUGUGUCACCUUGGGCAUGUACCAACCCUGUGAGAACAACCAGUGUACCUCGGAGCAUUGCAAGAUCUUACAGAAAUUUGAUGACUUCAUCUUCGCUUUCUUUGCUGUGGAAAUGCUGAUCAAAAUGAUAGCUCUGGGAAUUUUCGGAAAAAAAUGUUAUCUCGGCGAUACGUGGAACUGGCUGGACUUCUUCAUUGUGCUAGCUGGGAUGCUGGAGUACUCUCUCAACCUGCAGAACGCCAGCUUCUCAGCGGUCCGCACUGUCCGAGUCCUGCGACCUCUGCGAGCAAUCAACCGAGUUCCCAGUAUGCGCAUCUUGGUGACGCUGCUCCUUGAUACUCUCCCCAUGCUGGGGAACGUGCUGCUGCUCUGCUUCUUCGUCUUCUUCAUCUUUGGGAUUGUUGGUGUCCAGCUGUGGGCGGGGCUUCUGCGAAACCGAUGUUUCUUCCCAGAAAACUUCACAACACCUCCAUCUUUGGGCCUUGACAAAUACUACCAUACAGAAAACGAUGACGAGAACCCUUUUAUCUGCUCACAGCCUCGGGAAAACGGCAUGCGCUACUGUCGCAGCAUCCCGAUGUUGCGUGAAGACGGGGUGGAGUGCAAUCUGGACUACUACUCGUACAACAGCACUGACAACACCACCUGUGUGAACUGGAACCAGUACUACACCAACUGCUCAGCCGGCGACCACAACCCCUUCAAAGGAGCCAUUAACUUUGACAACAUAGGGUAUGCAUGGAUUGCAAUUUUCCAGGUCAUCACUCUUGAGGGCUGGGUGGAUAUCAUGUAUUUCGUCAUGGACGCCCAUUCUUUCUACAACUUCAUCUAUUUCAUUCUGCUCAUUAUAGUGGGCUCCUUCUUCAUGAUCAACCUCUGCCUAGUUGUCAUAGCAACCCAGUUUUCGGAGACCAAGCAGCGAGAGAGCCAGCUGAUGAAGGAGCAGCGUGUGCGCUUCAUGUCGAACGCCAGCACACUGGCCAGCUUUUCUGAGCCCGGAAGCUGCUAUGAUGAGCUGCUCAAGUACCUGGUGCACGUGGUGCGCAAAGCGAAAAGACAGCUGGCCCAGGUGUACAGGAUGGCGGCCACCAAAGCGGGCAUCCAGGUGGGGCUAGGCUCAGCUGCUGAGCGGCCAGCUCACAAGAGAAGAAGGAAGAAACAUCAGAGGGCCUCUGUUCACCACCUCAUCCAUCACCAUCACCACCAUCACCACCACUACCACAUGGGAAAUGGCAGCCUGCGGGCGCCACGCUCCAGCCCAGAGCUUGGUGACCCGGAGACAGGCUCGGUCCACAAUACCUCUGGUCGUCUCAUGCUGCCACCUUCAUCUGGCUCCAAUAUCAACCUCCUGCCACCUCCCCUGGGCAACACAGAAUCGGUGCACAGUGUCUAUCAUGCCGACUGCCACUUUGAGCCAAUCCACUGUGCCCCUUCACCUGAGAGCAAGAAGAAAAGCACUGCACCACCACUGAGCAGCCUGGGGGGCAAAAAUUACCCUACUGUGCACCCAACCUGUGUCCAGGAAAGCCAGAAGGAGAAAAUGCCAGUGGAUCCUGGCAACAGUGGCUGCGGUGGCACUUUAACCAACCUGAACAUCCCACCCAGACCCUUCAGCACCAUGCACAGGCUUCUGGAAACACAGAGCGCAGGUCCCUGCAAAGGCACUUGUAAACUAACCAGCAACCUGACCAAUGUGGACAACCUGACCUGUGACCCUGAGAGCUGCCCACACUGUAUUAAGUCUCUGAACAACGACUCAGAGGGAACCGACAACGAAACCGCGGACUCGGACAGCGAGGGCAUCUACGAGUUCACCCGAGAUGCCCACUACAGCGACAGUCGUGAUUCACAGAAAGGUGGAGCUGCGAUGGGUCCUCGUGCUAACAAAAUCAUUCAGUUUCUGAAGCUUGUGUGCGAAACCUUCCGUAAAAUUGUGGACAGCAAGUACUUCGGGCGAGGGAUCAUGAUUGCAAUCCUGAUCAACACACUCAGCAUGGGGAUCGAGUACCAUGAACAGCCAGACGAGUUGACAAAUGCACUUGAGAUCAGCAACAUCGUGUUCACUAGUCUCUUCGCUCUGGAGAUGCUCCUUAAGGUUCUUGUGUACGGACCCUUCGGCUACAUUAAAAACCCCUAUAACAUCUUUGACGGCAUCAUCGUGGUCAUCAGUGUUUGGGAGAUCGUUGGCCAACAAGGUGGAGGGCUUUCUGUCUUGCGGACGUUUCGCCUGAUGCGGGUGCUCAAACUGGUGCGCUUCAUGCCAGCUCUGCAGAGACAGCUUGUGGUCCUCAUGAAGACCAUGGACAACGUGGCCACAUUUUGCAUGCUGCUUAUGCUGUUCAUCUUCAUCUUCAGCAUUUUGGGGAUGCAUCUGUUCGGCUGCAAGUUCGGCUCUGAGAGGGAUGGGGACACUCUGCCAGACAGGAAGAACUUCGACUCUCUCCUUUGGGCCAUUGUUACAGUCUUCCAGAUUUUAACUCAGGAAGACUGGAACAAGGUUCUUUAUAAUGGUAUGGCAUCCACCUCCCCUUGGGCUGCACUCUACUUCAUCGCUCUUAUGACCUUUGGCAACUAUGUACUCUUCAAUCUGUUGGUUGCCAUCCUGGUGGAAGGGUUUCAAACAGAGGAAAUUACCAAGAGGGAAGAAGCGAUUGGGCAGUUAAGCUGUAUUCAGCUGCCUGUCGACUCCGGGGGCGACAUCUCCAAGUCGGACUCUGAAGACUUCUACUCCCAGAGCCUGGAAGACGUGUGUGGAAGCAAGAAGGACCUUUCAGCUUCAGCCAUGGUUCCCAUCAAUGGUCACGUGGAGAUGAAGAACAGCUUGACCCCACCUCUUAUCACCCACACGGCAGCAACGCCCAUGCCAGUGCCAAAGAGCUGUGCUUACGGUGACCUGGCUCUGGGUUAUGAGUCUCGCCGAGGGAGCAGUGUCUCUGUGGACCCCAACUGCUAUGAUAUAAAGUCCCCGGUGAGCGCACGGAGCUCCCCCUACACACCCUGGAGCACCGCCAGCAGCUGGAACAGCCGGCGCUCGAGCUGGAACAGCCUCGGCCGAGCCCCCAGCCUUAAGAAACAGAAAAGACAGUCAGGGGAGCGGCGCUCGCUGCUUUCUGGGGACGGCAAGUCAAGCUCAGACGAGGGAGAGGGUUCUGAUGGGGAAGGUGGCUCUGCCAGCAGCUCACUGCAUCAGCAUCGCAUGGAGUCCCUGGAGACGAAAAGUUCUUUUGAGCUACCCCCUGACACCCUACAGGUGCCCACCUACUUAUACCGUUCAGCCAGCCUGCUCAGUGCGCGGCCUUCAUUGGCUGAGCACCAGGACUGCAAUGGGAAAACCUCACCAUCGGCCAUGUUGCAUCAGUUUUCCAUCGAAGAACAGCAGAGUGAUGAUGACAACAUUGAAGAAGGAGGUAUCAUGGGUCGCAAAGCCAGGCUGGUUCGGUGGUUUGAGAAGCAUCAGCCUGAAUGGUGUCGGGAAAGAAGCACUUGGUCACUUUACCUCUUUUCACCUCAGUCUAACUUCCGGGUGACGUGCAAUAAAAUCAUCACGCACAAGAUGUUUGACCACAUCGUUCUAGUCAUCAUCUUCCUGAACUGCAUCACCAUCGCAAUGGAGAGGCCCAAGAUCGACUCCAAUAGCGCAGAGAGAUUUUUCCUGACGCUGUCCAACUACAUCUUCACGGUGGUCUUUCUCACCGAGAUGACAGUAAAGGUGGUAGCCAUGGGCUGGUGUUUUGGGGAAAGAACAUAUCUGAAGAGUAGCUGGAACAUCCUGGAUGGUGUACUUGUCUUCAUAUCAGUCAUCGACAUCCUCGUCUCCAUGAUCUCCAACAGUGGAACAAAGAUCUUGGGAAUGCUGAGAGUCCUGCGGCUUCUGCGCACCCUGCGGCCCCUCCGGGUGAUCAGUCGAGCGCCAGGUCUGAAGCUGGUGGUGGAGACCCUCAUAUCCUCCUUGAAGCCCAUUGGCAACAUAGUUGUCAUUUGCUGUGCCUUCUUUAUCAUCUUUGGCAUCCUCGGAGUUCAGCUUUUCAAAGGCAAGUUCUUUGUGUGCUUGGGAGAGGACACCAGCAACAUAACCAACAAGUCGGACUGCCUCCAGGCGCAUUACAAGUGGGUCCGCCACAAGUACAACUUUGACAACCUAGGCCAGGCUCUGAUGUCGCUCUUUGUGCUCGCCUCCAAAGACGGCUGGGUGGACAUCAUGUACGACGGCUUGGAUGCAGUGGGGGUCGACCAGCAGCCCAGGUUGAACUACAACCCAUGGAUGUUGCUCUACUUUAUCUCGUUCUUGCUGAUUGUGGCCUUCUUCGUGCUCAACAUGUUCGUCGGGGUAGUUGUGGAGAACUUUCACAAGUGUCGGCAACAUCAGGAGGCAGAGGAGGCCAAACGUCGCGAAGAAAAGAGGCAGAAGAGGAUGGAGAAAAAAAGAAGGAGUAAGGAGAAAGAGCUGGCUGAUAUAAUGCUGGAUGAUGUUAGACGGAUCAGCUCAGGAUGUGCAGUCACAGAAGCGCAGUGUAAACCCUACUAUUCUGAUUACUCUCCCACACGCCUCCUCAUCCACAAGAUGUGCACCAGCCACUACCUGGACCUCUUCAUUACUGUGGUGAUUGGCCUCAAUGUCAUCACAAUGGCCAUGGAGCACUACCAGCAGCCACAGGUCCUGGAUGAAGCCCUGAAGAUCUGCAAUUACGUGUUCACCAUCAUCUUUGUGCUUGAAUCAGUCUUCAAACUUGUUGCUUUUGGGUUUCGACGCUUCUUUAAGGACAGGUGGAACCAGUUGGAUUUGGCCAUCGUGCUUCUGUCCAUCAUGGGAAUAACGCUGGAGGAGAUUGAGGUCAACGCUUCAUUGCCCAUUAACCCAACAAUCAUCCGCAUCAUGAGGGUCCUGAGGAUCGCUCGGGUGCUGAAGCUUCUAAAGAUGGCCGUAGGAAUGAGAGCUCUGCUGGACACCGUCAUCCAGGCGCUGCCCCAGGUUGGAAAUCUGGGGCUGCUCUUCAUGCUUCUGUUUUUCAUCUUUGCCGCCUUGGGAGUGGAACUGUUUGGUGAUCUCGAAUGCAGUGAAGACCACCCUUGUGAGGGCCUGGGACGCCACGCUACAUUUCGGAAUUUCGGAAUGGCUUUCCUUACCUUGUUCAGAGUGUCCACAGGAGACAACUGGAAUGGCAUCAUGAAGGACACACUGAGGGACUGUGCCCAAGACAUGGGCACCUGCUACAACACAGUGGUGUCGCCCAUCUACUUUGUUUCCUUCGUGCUCACAGCUCAGUUUGUGCUGGUGAACGUGGUGAUCGCAGUGCUCAUGAAGCACCUGGAGGAGAGCAACAAGGAGGCCAAGGAGGAGGCCGAGAUGGAGGCUGAGCUGGAGAUGGAACUACGUAACAUCAAUAACCCGUCUCCCCUAGCUGAGGGGCUGCCUUGGCCAGGCGGAGUGGGAGACAUUAGAGACAGGCCAGAUAGUCCAGGAGGGCCCUCUGACUCCAGCCAGGUCAAACUGGACUCACCGCUGUCGCUAGAUGCCCCACUGGCAAGACAUUUACUUGACACCAUCUCCCUGCUGAUCCAGGGCUCGUUGGAAGGAGAGCUCACCCUCAUGGACAACCUCUCGGACUCGGUGUGCCAUCACUACGCCCUUCCGAAGUCUGGCAAGUGCGCCACCGAGAAGCAGAUCCCUCUAGCUGAGAUGGAGGCUCUGUCUCUGACGUCUGACAUUGUGUCGGAGAAAUCGUGGUCCUUAGCUCUGACGGACGACUCUAUGCCUGACGAUAUUAACACUCUCUUACUAAAUACUCUGGAGAGCAAUGGGGAGUUGCGAGCCGAACAUAACAAUCCCAGUGCCAUACUGGCCGAUAACCUCCUGUCUGUCAGGAAGCCCUCUGUGGGCCGGACGCACUCUCUGCCCAAUGACAGCUACAUGUUUCAUCCACUGAACCCAGCAGGAUCCACUGGGCCCUCCCGAGGGGCUAUCUCACCUCAGAAGGGUCAGUCAGGUUCCACCACAUCAGUGCAAUCCCAGCCAGCCGACACCAGCACCCACCUUUUGGCCGUCCCAUUGGAUUUGUUCCGGCCCAUCAGUCCCCACAGCAAGUCUGAUUCAGAAAGCAUCCCCAAGAUCCCCCCACCAAGAUGCCCCUCCAGUGCACACAGGAUGCUGCGACGGCAGGUGGCGGUGACCAACGACUCCCUGGAUACCCUCUACGGUGAAGCCAAGGAAUCGGUUACUUCUGCAGAGAGGAACCAGCAGAGCGAUCUCUCCGUCCUCCAGCCCGCAGUACUGCUUGUUCCCGCAACUCCUGGAGCUUCUCCUAAAAUGGGCCGCUCAAGCGUCCGGACCCAGAAGCAACCGCACAACCAAUACAACAUCUCCAAAUACCCCAGCCCUCAGCCAGCCCGGAGGAGUCCCUUCAGCGAGCAGCUUUCCCAGGACCCUGCUGACCAAGAAGUCACCCACAUCAUCACAGGGGGUCAAUCUUCAGGCCUCCCUUCUUUAGACUCGAUUAGGGGUCCUAGUACCUGCCUGAGAGACCUAAAAAAAUACCACAGUGUGGACACCCAAGGCCGUCGCCUCUUGGUGGCCCGGCCUUCCUCGUGGCUGGACGAUCCCCGGAGACACUCCAUCGAGAUCUGUUCCUCUGUGGAAAGUAGCCCACAGCGCAGCUCUGGAUCCUCGGGGUUUGUUUCACGGGCGGAAAGCUUUCAGCAGCCUUCGCCGAGGCGGAAGAAAAAAAUGAGCCCCCCUUGCAUUUCCAUAGACCCUCCCGAGUGCCAGGACCCACUGGUGCUGCCCAAUUUUCACUCUGGCCUCUCCCCCUUACCCAGUAGAGACACCUGUCUUAGGAGACGCGCCCCCUCCUGCGAUUCAAAGGACUCCUUGGACCUGGGAGGGGAGGCCUUGCUGCCAGAAGCCACGCAGAUCUCCCCUAACCCAAAGCUCCUGACUCUUCAUAGCUUCUCUUUUGAGAAGACAGAUGCUGAACACUGAAUUAGAAGGAAAUGAAUAAUAAUAAUAACAACAACAAUAAUUCGAAUAUCAUCAAUAAUAAUCUCGAUCGAUCGAUCACCAUCAUCAUCAUCAUCAGACAGACACUCUCCACAUUUGCCAAAAAAAAAAAUAAAAAGAAGCAGACUGUUUUUCUUCCAUGAAACAUAGGAGCUUACAUCUUGUAUCCUGGUUACUGGUGGAACACACACAUCCAAAGAAAGCCAGCAGAACAUCAGAGGAUCUCCACCAGCCACCAGAACAUAAAAAAAUAAAAGGCCUCCCCCAACCCCCCCCCAACCUCACCCCGGGCCCACAGACUUCCAGGUCCUGGAUGGGGACGUGUCCUGGGUGCACAGGGGAGCCAGGGGUGACAGGAGAUACAAAGCAAUAUGAAAGUUUAGAGACACUACAUAUAUAUUUUCUUAAAUUAUUGGGCCAUAACGUUGAUGCAGGAUGUAGAAAUUUUGUGAUUUUUAUUUUAUUUUUUUUUUUUUCGGGGUGGGGUGGUUGGGGUGGGGUUAUCCGAGUUCAGUUUUUGAUUAUAUAUAUAUUUUUUUUUUUUGGUUCUUUUUUCACUGAUUUGACAUUUUUAGCGUUUUUUCGAUUAAAGGAAACAGGAAAAAAACGAAAAAAAAAAAAUAGAAAACAAUUCAUGUCCUUCUUAGAGCCGUCUGUUCCGAGGCAUCCAUGAGUCUAAAGACACAUUUCUUAUUGAAACCUUUUUAAUGCUUUUUUUUUUUUUUUUUAAGCACAAACAGUAGCCAAUAGUGCAUUAAUAUAAAAUAAGUGAAUAGUUUAAACAAUGAACCCAUGAGUUUAAAGAGGUGCCAGCUGUACAGUACAGUGUGUGUGGUUGCUAUGCCAGUCAAUCCUCUUGUUGAAACAGCCUUCAAGCAAAUCAGCGGCAUCACCAGGACAGACUGCAGGCUUCUGGAGGGUAUGGCGGAGUUUCGACAAGGUCGCCAUACCGGUUAUUACCGUAAAAACGUAUCUGCUGUUGGAAAGGCGCCACGUCUCUCUUUUGCGUUUUACGAAACAUUUCCCACGCAGCAUUAAAAAAAGGUUGAUUUCUUGAAGGCUGCCUGGCACGAGCCGAGGUGGGUGCCCAGGUGCUUUGAACUGUGUUCUCAAUUUUGCCUUCUUCUUCACGGUGAAGCACACACACACACAAACCCACCCCCCACCGCCCCCCCUUACAAAAAUGUCAGAGGAUCGGCCGCGAGACGGUGCCCCCGUUUCCCGAUUGAGGUCUGUUUUAUACAGAAAGUAUUUUUCAAAUGUUUUCAAUCUCAGUAUUUGAUACUGUUUCUCAUGAGAAUCCUAGACUUGCAAAAAGUGUGUGAGACGUUUGUAAGGAACUGACUGUCAUGCAAUAAAAUAGCCGCAGUUUUCAGCAACACUGUAUUUGUCGGUUCUCAUAUGAGUGGAACUGUAACCUGCUUUUAUCCUUAGAUGCUGCAAAAAGAAAAGAAACAAACAAACAAAAAAAACAGACUACAUUUUCCUUGACUUGAAUGGAGAGAUACACCUUUAUUUUUGUUUUUAUUUGUUUUUAUUUUGGUAAUCCUGCUCCAGGACGACCUGCUUUUAUCAAUAAAGCAGCCGCUGAAAGAUGA